This is a messenger RNA of Hippocampus zosterae (dwarf seahorse), 876 nucleotides long. It is a transcript of the gene rex1bd, whose product is annotated as required for excision 1-B domain containing. The transcript is spliced from 5 exons. Lineage: Eukaryota; Metazoa; Chordata; Actinopteri; Syngnathiformes; Syngnathidae. Bases 160 to 615 code for a protein of 151 amino acids. The record is from RefSeq and is a predicted model, not a curated record.
UCGUUUAUUAUGAAGGCCACUCAAAGUCAAAUUGGUCUGACGUCAUUUCCUUGCGGAAAUCUGCCUACACCUUGUCGAAAGACUCGACUCAAAACACAACAUCGUGAUUGUUAAUCUUACAAUCAUUGAAAGACACAAAGUAUUUCUUAAUUGGUUCAAAUGGUUUCCACUGAUUUCAAAGCGCUGGUCCAAAGGUUUUACCAGCUGCAGUCCGAGCGUCUGGAGACCUAUCGACUCUUUGAGGAAGGGCACGAGGCUUACCUGAAGACGGGGCCCCACUAUGACUUUGAGCACUACAAGCAGCUGGUGCACCAAAUCACGCUGGCGUUCAGCGGCAUCUCCAAGGAAGUUCUGGACAUCAAGGACAAGUUCCAGCUCCACUUGGACCGGCCCGACCUCUCGGAACACAUCGACAAACUGCAGUGCAAAGAAAAGCACAAGCUCCAACUGACAGCUCAACUGCAGCUGGCCCGGCAGCGGGCUCGGGACCACCCGGAAGACCAGGAAGCCUCCCAGGAGAAAAUCCAGCAGCUUAAACAUGAGAUCAUCAAGACCCAAGAGGCGCUCAGCGAGAUCAUGCAGGACUUCAAGUACGACUCGGAGGAGGGUGAUUGACGGGUCGUCCAAAUCUCGUCAGUGAGCUUUUCGUGUUGUUCGUUAAUAUGGAGGCCUGUAAAUUAUUGGGGAAUAGCAUUCUAGUCUACAUAAUGACAUCAUUCAAUACAUUGUAACAAUUUCAACAGUUUUUGCUGCAGUUCAGUGGACAUUGUGAUGUAUGUGCCUUGGCCAUUGCGGGAUGUACAGUAUUUAACACCAACACGCAGAGAUAUUAGUCACUCUUCGCAGAGGAUGAAUAAUAUAUGUCUCUGAGUAUUG